UACCUCCCCUAACAACAGACCGGAAGUUGACUGGAGUAACUAACCUUGGCAUUGACAGCGUCCUUGACCUUAGUGAUUUUGACAGCCUUGCUUGGAAGUGAACUUCUACAGAAAUAAUUAGUGUCUUCUCUGUUGACUAAAGACUAAAGACACCAGUGAAAAGAUGUCUGCCAAAUUCCCACAGUACUUGACAAAAGAGCAGGAGGAUGAACUCCGCCAGAUUGCCAAUGCGAUUGUGGCCCCUGGCAAGGGGAUUCUAGCUGCUGAUGAAUCUACAGGUUCUAUGGGAAAGCGUCUUGGUCCAAUUGGAGUAGAGAACACUGAGGAAAACAGAAGACGUUACCGUGAAGUUUUGUUCACAAGCGAUGCUGUAGUGGCAGAAAAUAUCAGUGGUGUUAUCAUGUUCCAUGAAACUUUCUACCAGAAAACAAAAGAGGGUAAGCUGUUUGUGAAACUCCUUCAAGAAAGGGGAAUCAUUCCAGGUAUUAAGGUUGACAAAGGAGUUGUCCCCCUUGCUGGAACUGAUGACGAAUGCACAACACAAGGUUUGGAUGGUCUGUCUGAGAGAUGUGCCCAGUACAAGAAGGAUGGAGCUCAGUUUGCCAAGUGGAGAUGUGUGCUGAAGAUUGGAGCCUACAACCCAACAUACCAGGCCAUGUUGGAAAAUGCAAACGUUCUUGCCAGAUACGCUAUGAUUUGUCAACAGAAUGGCUUAGUACCAAUUGUUGAACCAGAAGUAUUAUGUGAUGGAACACAUGACCUGUAUACAGCACAGAAAGUUACUGAACAGGUUCUUGCAUUUCAAUACAAAGCCCUGGCAGAUCAUCAUAUAUUCUUGGAGGGCACCCUUCUCAAACCUAACAUGGUGACCCCUGGUCAGAGCUGUCCAAAUAAGGUCUCAGCAGAAGAGAUUGCCAAGGCAACAUGUACAGCACUAAGCAGAGCUGUGCCCCCAGCAGUACCAGGAAUCACAUUCUUGUCUGGAGGCCAGUCAGAGGAGGAUGCUUCGAUAAACCUGAAUGCUAUAAAUGCAUACUCUGGACGUAAACCAUGGGCAUUAACUUUCUCAUACGGAAGAGCUCUCCAGGCUAGUGUGUUGAAAGCUUGGCAAGGGAAAGAUGAAAAUGUGAAAGCAGCACAACAAGAAUUGGUGAAGAGAGCAAAGGCAAACGGACAGGCUGCAUUGGGACAGUACAAAGGAGAUAUUGCAAGCGCGGCUGCUGGUCAAUCGUUAUUUGUUGAGAAACAUGCUUACUAGAUACUGAAAUUUUUUUAGAUAAUUUUAUGAUUUUAAUUGACACUUAGAAAAUUCCUGGACAAAUGGUGGACAAUUUCUCGAUUUUUGAUCGUUGUUUUUAUGUGCUUGUAACUAUGGACUGCUUUUGAUUUUGUAUAUGUAGUGUUUUGUAAAUCACAGAUAUUUAAUUUGUUGAAAGAUGAUAGAUCUACACACUACAUUUCUACAUUUUCCUAAAUAAAUUCUUUUGUAUUCCUUCUUUGUAUUAUACAUUUUAGAAUGAUACUUUAAACAUUGCCAUAAUGCUGAUUUUGAGAUUUUGUUUUUGUUUUAAUGAGCUGUCAUAUGGUGCAAAUUAGUUAUGCUUUUACAUAAUGGUGUUGUAAAGUUAUGACAUACAAUCUCCAAGUUUAGUUUUUAUGAAACUCUGCUUAAAACUUGUUCUAUUGAAAAUUAAUUAAUUAAUAUCAUUAAUAAUAUCAUUAUUAAGCUGCUAGAUAUGUCUUAAACCUUCAGUUUUACGGAAGGUCGGUGGUUCUACCCAGGUGCUCGCUCGUGAUGAAAUAAUGCACGGAGGGGCACAAGGGGUCUUCCUCCACCGUUAAAAGCUGGAAAGUCGCCAUAUGACCUAUCAUGUGUCGGUGCGACGUUAAAUCCAAAAAAAAAUAAAAAUAAAAAAAUAAACCUUCAGUUAAUCAAAAGAAAUACGGACUUUCUUUUUUUUUCCAUUUUAUAAGUACUUUGCAUUAUUUGUACAUAGAAAUAUCUAAUUUCGAUAUAAUGUAUAUAUGCAAGUCAGUGACCACUACUGUCAUAUCAGCAAGCGUUCAGUAGAGUCACUACUUCACGCAUCCUAGCAAAUCGAGAGUUUAAAGAAAAAGUGUCGUAAAAAAUGUUUUUCAAGUUCGGUAGUUUUCCAUUCGGCCCUGAAAAUACUUUUGGUGGUUAUAGAAUCUGAUGCUUAAUAGUCUUCAUCAUAUUAUCUACGAACAUAUGCUUCCCCUUGCUUUAGUUUUCAUUGCAAAUAUCUGCACAGGAGUUUUGAUGAAGGAAUUUUGAUAGAUAUUUCAAAAAUAAAGCUGAAUUAUGUGCAGUUUUGUUAAAUUGUUGAAAUGUCCAACAGUCAUGUUAGAGCUUUUUAUGAAUAUGCAUGUUAGACCAUCAUCGAGGGACUUUUACUGAAUACAUGUAUUUUAAAGUUGAAAAGUGGUAGGAAGUCUUCUGAAAGAAGUUUAUAUCAAAGAAGUUCUUUAUUUGAUGAAAGUGUUCAUGAUAUUAUGUGCUUAAUUACUGUAGAAAGGGUAAGUUUUGUGUCACUUUUAUUUUGCAUAGUCUUCAGCUUUUUGAUAUUGGCAUUGUUAAGAAAUUGUGAUUUUGCAAAUGUCUGUUUUUUAUGGACAUGAUGUGGUUGAUAUUUUUGCCUAUAAGUUUGCAAGUUAAAUUGUUUAUGGGAACAUUGGCAAAAAAUUAAAUCUCACAAAAAGUAUCUGAUCAUCAGUAGAAUGUGUUUGUUAUGGUAUACAUAUAGCUAUGUUAGAAAAGAAUCUCCUUUUACAACCUCCA
This is a messenger RNA of Mercenaria mercenaria, 2800 nucleotides long. RefSeq names its product fructose-bisphosphate aldolase-like. Bases 164 to 1258 code for a protein of 364 amino acids. NCBI's taxonomy places the organism in Eukaryota, Metazoa, Mollusca, Bivalvia, Venerida, Veneridae. The transcript has 9 exons. Gene Ontology annotation, cellular component: cytosol. The record is from RefSeq and is a predicted model, not a curated record. Gene Ontology annotation, biological process: fructose 1,6-bisphosphate metabolic process; glycolytic process. Gene Ontology annotation, molecular function: fructose-bisphosphate aldolase activity.